AUGAGUCGGUCUCGAGUGUAUGCGGAUGUCAACGUCCAUCGUCCCAGAGACUAUUGGGACUAUGAAGCAUUGACGGUCAAUUGGGGUGACCAGGAAGAAUACGAAGUGAUCCGAAAGAUUGGACGCGGAAAAUACAGUGAGGUCUUUGAAGGCAUCAACGUAGUGAACAACACCAAAUGUGUCAUUAAAAUACUGAAACCUGUCAAAAAGAAAAAGAUCAAGCGUGAAAUUAAGAUCUUGCAGAAUAUGUGUGGUGGAACCAACAUUAUUCAACUCUUGGAUGUCGUCCGGGAUCCUCAAAGCAAGACACCCUCACUUAUCUUUGAACACGUCAACAAUACCGAUUUCAAGAUACUGUACCCUACUCUGUCGGACUAUGAUAUUCGAUACUACAUUUUUGAACUUCUCAAGGCGCUCGAUUAUUGUCAUUCCAACGGUGUCAUGCAUCGCGAUGUCAAACCACAUAAUGUCAUGAUUGAUCACGAGAAAAGACAGCUCAGACUCAUCGAUUGGGGUCUCGCGGAAUUCUAUCAUCCCGGAAGGGAAUACAAUGUCAGGGUAGCAUCGCGCUAUUUCAAAGGACCAGAGCUCUUGGUCGACUUGCAGGAAUAUGAUUACUCCUUGGAUAUGUGGAGUCUUGGUUGCAUGUUUGCGGGGAUGAUCUUCCGAAAAGAACCAUUUUUCCAUGGCCACGACAAUUACGAUCAGCUCGUCAAGAUUGCCAAGGUAUUGGGCACGGAAGAGCUGUUUCAUUACCUCGAUACCUACGACUUGGAGUUGGAUCCUCAUUUUGAUGGCAUUUUGGGUCGUCAUUCCAAGAAGCCUUGGCAGAAGUUCAUUACUCCCGAAAAUCAGCAUCUAGUUUCGGACGAGGCAAUUGAUUUUGUCUCCAAACUACUCCGAUAUGAUCACCAAGAAAGAAUGUCAGCAAAGGAAGCUAUGGCCCAUCAGUACUUUGCGCCUGUAAGAGAAGCCGCUGCCAGAGAUGCUGCAGCAAGGAGUGCUCAGCCAUCGUCUGCUGGCUAUGCUGUGUAA
Seminavis robusta is the source of this 1035-nucleotide messenger RNA. Lineage: Eukaryota; Bacillariophyta; Bacillariophyceae; Naviculales; Naviculaceae. The record is from the annotation of a GenBank genome assembly.